GUUUUCAGAAUCUGAGACAAAGUUACCGGAUCCCUUUAAUAUAUACAAUCUCAAAUGAUGAACAUCAACCAAGGUUCACGUAAAGGCGUAAGUGGUCCAGUGGAUAAAUCUCUGUACAGUUAUAACCACCAGGCAUGGGGUUCAAAUCCCUGCAGUAUAUAGCACUAAUGUUGUUUAGUAAGUUGUUGUUGUUGUUGUUUUAGUUUUAAGGGCAUGUGUCAUUCAAUUGUGAAUAUUUAUACGUUGUACACGUAGUAUGUGUAGUAUGUAGUCUCAUUAAAUGCACCCUGGCUGUAAUUGUCAGUCCUCCUGUUUUUUACACAUGUUCCAUCAACAAAUUUUCGUGCUUACUACCCUGAACUAACCAAAUUCUUAACUUUAUCCCUGCACCAAAAAGUAUACCUAUCACUAAAUCUAAGCUCAAACUUAUUUCCUACCCAUAUCCAAAUCCUAUACAUUUGACAACAUAUAGCCAAGAGCAUUUGUCACCAGUCCUGAGCAUAGACAUGCAUACACAUACAUGUAUAUUGGAGCACCCAGUUAUAUUUGCAAUCAUUCACAAAAUACAUGUACUCUGGUAAUGUACUUGUAUGGAUCACGGUUUGUGUAGGUCCAAACUGUCUUGCUUCACGAUGUUCAGUGUCAAACAUCAGCCUCUUCAAUUAACCUAGUAGAAGCUUUGUGUUCCAUGCCAAACCUGACUCACCUGACACUGAGUGGAAAGGAUUUCAAGGAGGAGUUCUAUUCUACACUGAAUGCAAAGGCGUCAACCUUACAGGUCCAAACUCUCGAGCUAUGGGAUGUUCAGUGUCCAACAUCCGCCUCUUCAAUUAACCUAGCAGAAGCGUUGUGUUCCAUGCCAAAGCUGACUGACCUGACACUAUAUGGAAAGGAUUUCCAGGAGGAGUUCUUUGCUACACUGAAUUCAAAGGUCUUACAGGUCCAAACUCUUAAGCUAUGGGAAGUUCAGUGUCCAACAUCCGCCUCUUCAAUUAACCUAGCAGAAGCUUUGUGUUCCAUGCCAAACCUGACUCACCUGAAACUACGUGGAAAGGAUUUCCAGGAGGAGUUCUUUGCUACACUGAAUGCAAAGGCCUUACAGGGUUCUUUUCCUCAGAUCAGCAACGGAAAUUUCAGGUUCAAUGAAGUUUACCAAGCGGAUUUCGUUUCAUUUCUGAAGGCGCUCACAGACUUUCAAUCGGUGAAUGCUCAUGAUCUCUCAGACAAGGAGGAUGAGCCUAGUGGAACAUCACAGCCAUCAGAACAUCUUCAAGAGGAUGCUAGAGAAUUCUCAGACGAUGAGGAUGAGCCAUCACUCAUGGGUAGUAGUGUACAACCAUCCAAAUCGCACAGCAGGAUUAGGUGCUGCUUGAUCAUAUAGAACUAUCUCCAAGACAGUUGUAUGACACUUGCUCCUGCAACAACUUUUCUACUUGGGUUUCCUACACUGACUUCAGCCUCAGACCUUACACUGUACUGUAAAGGUAAAGUGAAAUGAUAUAACACUAGUAAUGAAACACCACAUUCAAUGUAUUAAAGAGAUAUGCUGAUCAUUCAUUAAGUAUUAAGUGUAUAUUUGGAGGCAAUGCGUAUGCGUAACUAUCACCACAUCGCAACGUUAUACUCAUACACAUUAGAUAUAUUAUGUUAUGUGUACAUAUUCGUAACCCUAAACAUUAUUGUCUUAACUAAAAAUAAAGUGAAACCCUAAUAACCCUAUAUAUUUCAUGAAGUAAAGCCUGGAUCAUAGGAUCAAAUGUUGACCCUCCAUGACUACUUUUGUGACAAGCAUUUUUUUCCCUUCCACGUGGUUCCUUGAUUAUACAAUAGCAAACAUUCAUAUAAAAACACACAACACAUCUAUAAUCAUGCAGAAUUUAUAAGCUACUGAAAUCAUUGCAUUUGUUUAGCUUAGAGCAAAUUUGUCAUAGAAAUGUGACACUUGUUAUUGAUAACAAGUUUUAUGAAACAGGGCCCAGGGUUAAUCUGAGCCAGUUUGUCUGCAAGUGGGAUUCCAUUACAAGGGCCCUCUUGCUUUAAAAGCUGCAAUGUCAAACACAACUCAAGAAGUAAAUGCAAUUACUAAAUAUGCGAUCCUGAUUGGUUGAAGAUGUAAUUUUAAUUUCGAACUUUUAUAGAAGAGUCCCCAGAAUGCAAUAUUGACCAUGAGGACGUUUUGUAUUGUUACUGUUAUUUUUAUUAAGUAUCUACAUUACCAUGUUGUACUUAAUUGUAUGCAUUCUGUUCAGGUUCACACAAGUUGAGUAUACACAGUUGGGCCCCGAAAGUUUACAUGCACCUGUAAGAAACUCAUUUUACUCAGAUUUUCUCAACUGCACUCAUUCCCAUCUGGAGUCACUCGUCUCUGAGUGAUUUGUGAUGUAUAUACUAUACAUAUUGAACAGAGACCAUAUUUUUCUAUCUUCCUGAAGUGAAAAGUUGGCAGGAAUGAGUGAAAUUGUGAUAAUGUGUAUAUUGGGCCCAACUGUACAUGUGUGUAUAUCUACAUUACAGGGAUUAUUCCAGUACUUGAUAAUGUUGUUUUUUUUUGUCUUCUUUCAUUUUAAGUAUCAGUAGAUGUGUACCAAGCUUUGUGUGCCUCAAUGCUUUGUAUAUACUAUAAACAGAGACAACAUUUUUCUAUCUUCCUGAAAUGAAUAGUUGACAGGAAAGAGUGUAUUGUGAUAAUGUAUAUCGGGCCCAACUGUACACGUAUGUAUACAAUUCAAGGAUUAUUCCAGUACUUAAUAGUGUUGUUGUUUUUUCUUCAAUGUUAACUAUCAGGCCUCUGAGUGGAUGUGUGCCAAGUUGUAUGUGCCUUAUGCUUUGUAUAUAUAAGCAGAGACCAUAUUUGUCUAACUUCCUGAAGUGAAAAGUUGGCAGGAAUGAGUGAAAUUGUGAUAAUGUGUAUAUUGGGCCCAACUGUACAUGUACCGGUAUGUAUAUCUACAAUUCAGGGAUUAUUCCAGUACUUGAUAAUGUUUUUGUUUUUUCUUUGUCUUCUUCCAUUUUAACUAUCAGUAGAUGUGUGCCAAGUUGUAUGUGCCUUAUGCUUUGUAUAUACUAUAAACAGAGACAAAUUUUGUCUAUCUUCCUGCAGUGAAAAGUUGGCAGGAGUGAGUGAAAUAGACCAGUUCAUGGUUAGCACAUGUCCUAAAUGACCCUGAAUAUCCACAGAUCUUCAAAACAUGAAGAGGUCCCACUUUGUACAUUUUGAAAUAAUCACUCCUUCAGCGAUGGAGGUGCUACAUAAAUAGCCUUUGUUUUCCCUUUUCGAAGAAUGCUUCCACCUGUGUAUCAUGGAGUGUACUGCUUGUGCAUAAUUGAACAACGAUUACAUAACUUUCAUGAGCAUGUAUCCAGUAUUCUGUCUCCGUGUAAUUCAGUUUUUUUUCACAAUUUGGUCUGCAAUGACCUUCUGCUCAUGUAUAUUGGGCCCAACUGUACAUGUACCGGUAUGUAUAUCUACAAUUCAGGAAUUAUUCCAGUACUUGAUAAUGUUUUUAUUUUUUCUUUGUCUUCUUCCAUUUGAACUAUCAGUAGAUAGAUGUGUACCAAGUUUUGUUUGCCUUAUGUUUUGUAUAUAACUGUAAAUCUCCUUGUAUAAGUCGCAUCCCUUUUUGGGGGGCCAAGAAUUUUUUUAUUUUUGCCGACUCUGUCGGCAGCAAGCCAGGUCAGUGUUAAAAAAUCCACGCGGGGAAGGACUUUCAUUUAUUACUGCGGGGUGCAGUUGAAGGUGCCAAUUCGCACUUGUGAAAAGUUAAUAAUACCUACUAUAGACAGAGACAAUAUUUGUCUUCCUGAAGUGAAAAGUUGGCAGGAUUAAGAGAAACUGUGAUAAUGUAUAUUGGGCCCAACUGUACAUGUGUGUCUAUAUGCAAUUCAGGGAUUAUUCCAGUACUUGAUAAUGUUUUUGUUUUUUCUUCAUCUUCUUCCUUUUUAUCUAUCAGUAUAGAUGUGUACCAAGUUUUGUAUGCCUUAUGCUGAAUGCCUGCAUGUAUGAACAAAGUGGUCUUGUAAUUUGAUGUUAGCCUUGAUGCUAAGAGCUAAUUGUAUAGGAGAGAGAUAUGCAUUGAAAUCCUGAACUCUGUAACAUGUUGAAAAUGUCAAAAUCACAAUUUUGUAAUGCAAACUGGCAUACCAGUCACAGACACUUCUAUCAGUGUAUAAAUAAAUAUUCUUUGAAGAUACAUGAUAUAUAGCAAUAAAAGAACGUUUUCAAUUUUAAGAAGAGAACCUGAUCACUGCAGCCCUUAUAUUUUGUAAGUUUACAGCCAUGUAUUUAUGAUAUGCAAUGAAUACCAAAUGAACUGAAAUUUCAUUACAUCUGAAAUGUGUCCAUAUUGUGUACAGAGUAUUUGCCAAGAUUAAAGUAUUUCUUAUUAUUCUUA
This is a messenger RNA of Strongylocentrotus purpuratus (purple sea urchin), 4391 nucleotides long. RefSeq lists its product as uncharacterized. The record is from RefSeq and is a predicted model, not a curated record. Bases 689 to 1381 code for a protein of 230 amino acids. NCBI's taxonomy places the organism in Eukaryota, Metazoa, Echinodermata, Echinoidea, Camarodonta, Strongylocentrotidae. The transcript is spliced from 5 exons.